Caenorhabditis auriculariae is the source of this 2170-nucleotide messenger RNA. The record is from the annotation of a GenBank genome assembly. Lineage: Eukaryota; Metazoa; Nematoda; Chromadorea; Rhabditida; Rhabditidae.
AUGCGGUUAUUAAUUCUGAGCUUUGGAUUAGCGUAUAUUUGCGAAGCCUCCAGAGGAGAUAAGUUAGUGAAAAAAAUUUCCAUGAAGUUUUUCAAAAUUUUUCCACGAAAGUCAAAAUUAUGAGAUUCUUGAAAGUUUAGUUAUAUUUUCUCGUUCUCUGACGGUUUUUUUUUUUGAGUUUUGCGGAACCUCUUUGAGCACUGUUUGAUGUGGUGAUUUUUUUUUAUCAGGAUAAAUUUUUAGCACGGUUUAUUAUCACCGUUGUACGAAAGAUUGUCGGGAAGCUCAUGACUGUCCAGAUUCGUUUUCGAGUUAUGGAUGGAGCUACGGGGAAUGCUUCAGGUUCGUCUUUGAUAGUCUUCAAGUUCUGUAAAGUUCAAAAUAAGAGAAAAAAAGCUUCUUUCAUUAUUUUAUGCAAAAAUCGUGUCAGGACUUUUUUUGAUGGCUCAACCCAGCCGUGAAUCAGCUAUACAUAUAUACUUAAAAAGACAAAAAUAUUUUGAUUUUAUCAAAAAAAUUAUUUCAUGCACCUAUUCCAGAUGCAAAAACAAGUGCAUGUGGGAGACCGUAGAAAUCUUCGAAAGGUAGGAGUUUUUGGGAAUUUCCAAAGAAUAAUUUCCGCAGUUAGCCACGUGGGGUACGUGCCGCAGUUCCACGGAAAAUGGCCCUUUGUCGCAAUCGACGUCGACUGUCCUUUCGGCUUCUUCCACUGUAUCAUUCAGGUUCAAUCGUUCUCUGUUGUUCUCUUUUCAAUAUUUGAAGUUUUCAAGGAACCAGCUUCGGUGGUCUUUUCCCUGAUGAACCUCAUGACCUUCACUUAUAUGGACACGCGAGUUCGGAACAUGAGGAACUUGGAAAAUCGCGACGCUUGGCUCGCUUUGACUCGCAUCGGAAUGGCUACUUGGUUUGAUUUCAAUCGAAAUUUUCUUGUUGGAGAGUUUGAAAAAGCAACGAAAAUUAGGCUCAAGGCUAAACUUUUCUAUAGUGUUAAAUUAAGGUUUAAUAUUUUAUGGCUUUUUUUUACAUGAUAGAUCUUAUGGGACUUAAAAGUUUUCAGUUUAUUGCAAAAUUAAUUUUAAAAAAAGACUGCGAGUUUGCGAGACAAAUCACCAAAGAUUUUGAACGCUUUUACGGGUUCAAUACGGGUACGCCCGCUCAGGUUUUUCAGAUAGGAUCAUAAGAUAAUUUUAGUAAAAGUGAUUUUCAAGGGUUUUUAGGGUUUCUUCGACGCUUUUUCAUGCACGCGAUUUCACUGUGACCGAAUAUAUGGACUAUUUCUCUGCGUUCGCCUUUGUUUUGGUCACAUUGUACACUUCCUUGAGAUUCGUCUAUCCACAACUUACCUACACGGGGAACGGCCGACGUUUGUGAGUUUUAACAGUCAACAAAAACCUCAAAUAAAAUAAUAAAGCCGGCUUUUUCGUUCGAUUCCAAGGAAUCGUUCGGAAAAAAAUGUAUCAAAAUCACUAGAGGGACCUUUUAACGCCUUAACAUUAAUUAUCUCUUGGAAGAUAAAAAAGCUCUAAAUUUCACCUGGUACAUGAGUUCAAUACUGAAAGCACUAAAUUUUUUUCAGGAACAAAUUCUUAAUAGCCGGCCUCAUCAUUUGGUACGUUGGUCACGUCUGCUUCAUGCUGGUGAGAUUCUAAUCUGUCAAAAGUUGCAUUAUUGACUUUUUUGUUCAGAAAAAGUUCCUUUACGGCUUCAACAUGGCUGUCUGUAUUGGCUGCUCGGUGGUCAGCGCCUUGGUCUACUGUUACCAUAUUUAUUCGAGGUUGUUUUUGAAGUAUUUUUCCAGGGAAUAUAGAAGGUUGAGUUGCGAUCAGAAUUUUUGUUUUAAUUUCUGAGCUGUUCUAAAAAAUUACCGUAUAUUUCUCUUCAAUAUUUGAAGCCUUGAUAUCAUGACCUUGAAAAAUUUUCAAGGUACCGCGACUACGGUAGUUUUCGACCUUCGGACAUUGCACUGAUCCGAGUUCUCGUGUGGAUGAACGCAGCUGUCGUCUUGGAAAUCCUCGAUUUCGUCCCCGUCUUUUGGAUCUUCGACUCUCACUCUCUGUUCCAUCUGGCGACCGUCCCUGUCCCUUUUUGGUACUGCGAUUUUCUCGAGCAACGCCAGUCCGAAAUGGUCGAUUUCACCAAGAAACUGGUCGAAGUCGACAAACGUGUCUGA